Xenopus laevis (African clawed frog) is the source of this 1255-nucleotide messenger RNA. RefSeq names its product intelectin-1a-like L homeolog (gene itln1al.L). The coding region runs from base 224 to 1231 and encodes 335 amino acids. Gene Ontology annotation, molecular function: oligosaccharide binding. Lineage: Eukaryota; Metazoa; Chordata; Amphibia; Anura; Pipidae. The record is from RefSeq and is a predicted model, not a curated record. The transcript is spliced from 8 exons.
UUUUUGUGGUGCUACAGGGCUUAUAGCAGUGAAGUAUAAAACAACAUUUCUUUCAAACUAUUCACAUGGGUGAGAGAUCGGUGGUGUUUUAUUAGUUGCACACGGGCAGCCAGUAUAAGUGGAACCACUGGGGCUCCUUCCGAAAGCUGCCCACUAACUGCAUAAUUAAACAGACAACCCGUAUUGGAGUUAAAAGUUGGUAUAUACAGUAGAUUCAGCUAAAAUGCUCUCUCAUUUAUUGCUACUACUUGUCCUUGUAAAAGAAUCUUCAGCAUGUGAUGAAAUCUGCGGAAAUGUUCCCUUAUCUGAGAAGAAGAAAAGAAUUAUGAACAUUCUGGCUUGUUGGGAUGAAAAUAAUUUUGAGGAUCAGUUUAGGCCUCCAAGUACCUCAGGCUAUACAUAUGGAAGCUGUAAGGAGAUCAAGCUGUAUAACCAGAAUGCCCAAGAUGGCAUUUAUACACUGAGCACUAAGAAUGGAAUGACCUAUCAAACAUUCUGUGACAUGAGCACGAAUGGAGGAGGUUGGACGUUGGUGGCCAGUAUUCAUGAGAACUACAUACAAGGCAAGUGCAAAUCCGGAGAUCGCUGGAGCAGUCAGUCAGGAAACAAUGCAAACAACCCUGCAGGGGAGGGUAAUUGGGCAAAUUAUGCCACAUUUGGACUGCCUGAAGGAGCAACUAGUGAUGACUACAAGAACCCUGGAUAUUAUGACAUCAAAGCCAAAAAUGUAGCUGUGUGGCAUGUGCCGAACAAUACACCUCUGGAACUUUGGAAGAACUCUUCUUAUUUAAGAUAUCGAACAGACAAUGACUUUCUAAAGGAUGAAGGAGGGAACCUAUUCAAUUUGUAUACAAAAUACCCAGUGAAAUACAAUGCUGGAAGCUGCCCAAAGGACAAUGGACCAGCCAUUCCUAUUAUUUAUGACCUUGGAGACCCUGAGCAGACAUCAAAGUUAUACUCACCAAACGGAAGAAAGGAACUAAUUCCUGGCUUUAUCCAGUUCCGUGCAAUGAACAAUGAAAAAGCUGCCCUGGCUUUGUGUUCUGGGGUAAAAAUGUCUGGCUGCAAUGCAGAAGUGAACUGCAUUGGAGGAGGAGGAUAUAUCCCCGAGGGGAACCCUAGACAGUGUGGAGACUUUGCAGCAAUGGACUGGGAUGGGUACGGGACGCAUGUUGGCUGGAGCUCCAGUAGACAACUGAUAGAGUCUGCUGUUUUGUUAUUUUACCAUUAAGAAUAAAAAGAUUCCUUAACUGUU